AACGUUAGUUAAGUUUAAACUGUCAACAAACUGAAACCAGUCGUCUCCAUGUUCGCACACGCCUCUGCUCGCUUGUGUGAACCAGCUUUUCUACAAUAAAUGUGAGUCUAUUCAGAGAGUCAGAGGAACCAGACACACGUUUAAUGUUGGGCAUUUAAAUAAGGCAGACAAAAAGACAUGGAAACCUGCGUUAUGUCCGCGCUGGACAGACCCGCGGCGGAGCUGACCGUCAUGGAUGUGUACGACAUAGCGGCGGUGCUCGGGCGGGAGUUCGAGCGGACCAUCGACCGGUUCGGGUGCGAGUCUCUGGUCGGGGUGGUGCCCAAAGUGGUCCGGGUGCUGGAGCACCUUGAGGCGCUGGUGAGCCGCGGAGCCGCCGGACAGGAGGCCGAGGAGCUGCGGAGGGAGCUGGAUAGGCUGCGGCAGGAGCGCAGCGACAGAUACAAGCAGGAGAGGAAGCACCAGAAGGAUUUGGAGGUGGUGGAGGACGUGUGGAGAGGAGAAGUCCAGGACCUGCUUUCACAAAUCACUCAGCUUCAGACGGAGAACAAGAGGCUGUUAGUGAGCCUGCCUCUCAAAGAGUCCCCCGUCAUAGAGGAAGACCUGCAGAAACAGGAAGGAAUGUCAGAGAAGGAGAGGCAGAUGAUGAAGAAACUGAAAGACUUGGUGGAUAAGCAGAGGGAUGAAAUCCGGGCUAAAGACCACGAGUUGACGCUAAAAAACGAGGAUGUUGAGGCGCUCCAGAUGCAGCAGCAACGGUUGAUAAGAAUCAACCAGGACCUCCGUCACAGGAUAGGAGUGAUGGAGGCUCAGGGCAAGGCACUGAUCCAGCAGAGGGCCGAGCUGGAAGCUACAGCCCAGGCGCAGCAGCAGGAGCUGGGGGCUCUGCAGCAGGAGGUCAACAGACUGAGAGAGGAGCUCCGGGGGUGGGAACUGGAGAGAGAGGUCGCUGACAUAGAAGAAACAUCUCUUUCCAGAUCUGGGAUGUCGUCACCUGCAUCACCACAGAUGACGCCUCCUGUAGUAGCGCCAUCUAACUCCACCAUCAAACCAAAGUCAGUGUGGGUGGAGUGUGGAGACGACCCGGACUUCCUGGCAAACUGCUUCGAGUGUGACAAGAGUCCUUCCCUUCUCCCGAGGUCGUUAAACGAAGAAAAAAACGAGGAAGACGGUGACUUUGAUGAGGACACAACAGCAUUGUUUCUGAAGGUGUCAACUGAUACAGAGCCACAGGAGGAGACAGACAGCCUGGAGGAGGAGCCAGACAAACCCCGUUUCACCCUGCAGGAGCUGCGGGACGUCUUGCAGGAGAGGAAUGAACUCAAGGCCCAAGUGUUUGUGCUACAGGAAGAGUUGGCAUAUUACAAAAGUGAGGAGUUUGAGGAUGAUGUCUGCUCCGUUAUCUGUGCUCCAUCUCCUCCGCCAUGCUCCAGUUUCACUGAUCAGCCUGAAUCAGGAAUUAGACGCCUGAUCUUCACUGCCAUAAUGCCGAUGGUGGCAGCCGGUUUGAUUGCAGACGACCCCACGUUGUUGCCAAUCAGAAGACUUGUUUGCUCUGUAUGACCUCAAGUUUAAAUUCUUCUUUUAGGAAUGCUCUUAUUUUUCCCGACCACCAGUUUGUUUCUCUCAACACAGUUUCUAAAUAGACAUAAUGACAAGAAUGUGUUUAAUGGCUGCAUUAUUAUUUUAAACUCAAUCUGUAUGGUGUAUAUGAAACUGAUGAAACUUUGAUGGAUGAAACACUGGUGUCUAAUUUUACUAAACAUUUUGUAAGCGCUUUAGCUAACUUUGUAAGCGCUUUAAAUCUACCUUAGUAAUUCAAAUGUAAGACAACUGGCCAUGACCGGCCUCUUUUAUGUGUAUUUAUGAGCUCUCAGGCUUUAUAAAAUGUCAUCACCUGUCAGUGCGCCACUUUAUAUAAGCUGUGCUUUAUUAAUUGUAAUGCUGUAAUGUCAAAUGAGUGCCCAAGUUUCUCACUGCGUCCAAAUAACAUGAUGUUACUCUGCUAUAUAGUGUACAGGAUUUGCUCACCAGUUUAGUUUUGUACCUGCAGUACAGUAUGGAGUAUUCCCCAGAGUAUCAACUGAGUUUUCACAAGCACUUUCAAGUUCCUUAGCAGUCUCUUGUGUCAUUUAUGUUUAUAUGAGGUUAAGAUCUGAUGGCAAAUUAUGAGUCUGGUUUCAAGGUGCGUGAAUAAGAUUGAUGAUCGUGUUCCUUCUGUUUGAAAUAAUGUGCUUACUGCCAGUCAUACCCUGAAUUGAUGAAAAGAGGAUGUUACUGUAUACUUGCAGCACAACAGUGUGGCGCCACACUCUGUGGGUUACACUAGUGCAAUCAUACUGGUAAAAACACCAGAAGAAACCUAUUCCAACAAUAAUGAGUACUGUAAAAACUAUGCAAUAUGUUAUGGGUUGCAUCUGUAAAAUAAUGUUUAAAAUAAAGUUUUAUUUUUCAUCUUUUU
Molecule: messenger RNA, 2461 nt
Organism: Morone saxatilis (striped sea-bass)
Lineage: Eukaryota; Metazoa; Chordata; Actinopteri; Moronidae
Product: RILP-like protein 1
Exons: 8
Coding region: 178-1563 (461 amino acids)
Biological process (GO): cilium assembly
Cellular component (GO): ciliary basal body; cytoplasm
Molecular function (GO): protein dimerization activity
Source: RefSeq, a predicted model, not a curated record